This is a messenger RNA of Sorghum bicolor (sorghum), 2056 nucleotides long. Its product is annotated as calmodulin-binding receptor-like cytoplasmic kinase 2. NCBI's taxonomy places the organism in Eukaryota, Viridiplantae, Streptophyta, Magnoliopsida, Poales, Poaceae. The transcript has 6 exons. The record is from RefSeq and is a predicted model, not a curated record. Gene Ontology annotation, biological process: protein phosphorylation. The coding region runs from base 190 to 1470 and encodes 426 amino acids. Gene Ontology annotation, molecular function: protein kinase activity; ATP binding.
AACCCCACGGAUCCGACCAUUCUCGCUCACGGCUCUUUUCCUCCUCCCCGUGUCCGUGUCGUGUCGUCGUCAAACCGCCGCUUUCCAAUUCCAGGCCAUCAAAGGCAGCAGCAGCCCCCCUUCCGUCUCCGCACGCCACCACAGGACAGGAGCCUCGCCGCGCGUGCAGCGCGAUCCGAGGGCCAGGCCAUGAUGAGGAGCGUCAGCGGCACCGGCUCGGCCGGGAGCCGGAGGAGCGACCCCGGCGGCAGCGGCGAGCUGUCCCGCUUCUCCGUCGCCACCACCACGGCGUCAUCCGCCUCGGAUUCUUCCGCGAGCAGUGGCGCGCGCGGGAUCUCCUUCCUUGACGCCUUCCGGUCCUGCUUCGUGCCCCCGGAGGCGCGCUCGCCGGAGAACUCCAUGUCCGACGACUCCCACCCCUCCCACCAACUAUCACAGUCUUUGAGCUCACAAGGUUCUAACAGUGGGAGCGUGUUUGGGAGCAGGCGAUCAAUUAAAGGAAUGUAUAGUCCCAUGCACAAGAGUUCUUUAGAUAGGGAGAUCCCUGGCAGCACAAAAUUCUCCUUGUCACAGAUCCAGAAAGCAACAAAGAACUUCUCACCAAACUUCAAGAUUGGACAGGGUGGUUCUGGGACUGUAUACAAGGGUCAGCUUGCUGAUGGUACUCUUGUCGCUGUCAAACGGGCCAAGAAGAAUGUGUAUGACAAGCACAUGGGUCGUGAGUUCUGGAACGAGAUUGAGACAUUGCAACGCAUUGAGCACCUGAAUUUGGUUAGGUUUCAUGGGUACCUGGAGUUUGGUGGCGAGCAGUUGAUUAUUGUGGAGUAUGUUCCCAAUGGGAAUCUUCGAGAGCACCUGGACUGUAUAAAUGGUAAAAUAUUGGAAUUCUCAAUGAGAUUGGAAAUUGCAAUUGAUGUGGCUCAUGCUAUUACAUAUCUUCAUACCUAUUCAGACCAACCAGUCAUCCACAGGGACAUCAAAUCCUCAAACAUUCUUCUAAUGAACAAUUGUCGAGCCAAGGUUGCUGACUUCGGAUUCGCCAAACUGGCCCCAACUGAUGCUAGUCAUAUUUCUACUCAAGUCAAAGGAACAGCAGGUUAUCUUGAUCCAGAAUAUCUCAGAACAUACCAGCUCAAUGAGAAGAGUGAUGUCUACUCCUUUGGAGUCCUUCUGGUGGAGUUGGUUACUGGGAGGCGCCCUAUAGAGCCAAAGAGGUCAAUCAUUGAGCGUGUUACCACAAAAUGGGCAAUGGAAAAAUUUGUGGAAGGCAAUGCUAUUCAAACACUAGAUCCGAAUCUGGAAGCAACCGAUGCGAUCAAUCUUGCAGUCGAGAAGUUGUACGAGCUGGCUCUGCAAUGCUUAUCUCCAACGAAGAGGAACCGACCGAGCAUGAAGCGGUCCGUAGAGAUUCUGUGGAGCAUACGUAAAGAUUACAGGGAGUUGGUUGUACCCACCUCUGCCAUGAACUGAAGCAGAUCAUCUGGAGCAAUCAAGUGAACAAAAGAUGUAUUCCAUUUUGCCUCUCUUCAAAGGUUGGUGGUGGAAAUCACCCAAUUGCUGGGAUUCUUUCAGUUACCGCAAGUGGUUGUGAACAGGACUGAUGGCCUUCCUAGAUGUUGUGUAUCUACUAGCUAGAAACCAGAAAAAUCCCUUGCAGGUCUUAGUAUGCUGUGUGAAAAUGUUGCUGAGCAAACAUAUACGAGUACCAGAUAUCUAAUGGUGUGUAUAUCUUGUAGGAUUUCUUAUACAGGUAAAUGCAUCACUCAUGAUUCAUGAAAAAAUCUUGUUGUUUCCAUGCAGUAAUGCAUCUUUUGUUUUGUUGUCUAUGAUGAGCAAUGUUCAUCGUAUGAUUAGCAACAUUCGGUACCUGUAUUUGUGCUCUUUCUUUCCUGGCGUUUCAAUUUGUGCGGUGCCUCAUCCCGGCACAGGGGGUGAGGGAAUCACUGUUUGUAAUUUGGACGGUUAGACUCGGAGCUGCCUUCCUGACAAGUAGCUCAGUUACCUCUUUUAUCUUCGAGCUAAAAAUGCCCGUGCAUUGCUAUGUCGAUUAAUGUCA